AUGGCGAAGCCAAGGGUGUCAAGGAUGAACAACGAAAGCGGAGCCAAAAAGUCUUCUAUGGCGCGAAUGAACCGAGAAUGGGAGGACAAGUUUAGUGUAGGCAUCUUGCGACCAGAAGGCCGGGCCGCAAUACAUCAUCACGUGUCGCGCGGGUCGUAUUCCAUUGCUGAGAGCGUCAACCUGAUCGCUAAACUACAUUACCCUACGUCGAUGAUCAUGGGCGAGCGUUCAAGGAGCAGGUCGCCAGGGAGAAGGCUUGACAGAGAAAGGUCUGACAGAGAGAGGCCUAGAAAAAAUGGAGGAGGAGGAGGAGGAGGAGGAGGUUUUCGAUGGAAGGACAAACGGCGCGAUGGCGACAGCAGACACGAUACAGAUGAACGGAGACUAAAUCGAGGAUACAGAGAUAGGGAAGAACGGGCAAGAUCUCCGCGACGCGACAGAGAUACGUAUCGACCUGAGGAUAGGAACAAGGAUAGCGAUCGUGACCGAAAGCGUCCUGAGGGUGAUGAGAGAGACGGACGGGACAAGAAGAAGAAAGAGAAGAAAGAAAAGAAAAACGCCGUUCCUCAGUCCUCAGAACCGAUGAUUAUUGUGCAUGUGAAUGAUCGUCUCGGCUCGAAAGCUUCAAUUCCAUGUCUUGCAUCGGAUCCAAUCAAGCUUUUUAAGGCACAGGUUGCUGCACGUAUCGGACGUGAACCACAUGAAAUCCUCCUCAAGCGCCAAGGGGAGCGACCUUUUAAAGAUUUCUUAACACUGGCCGACUACAGCAUUUCUUCAGGAAGCCAGCUUGAUCUGGAGGUCGGCACUGGUGAAUAA
Aspergillus oryzae RIB40 is the source of this 816-nucleotide messenger RNA. RefSeq names its product ubiquitin-like protein HUB1. NCBI's taxonomy places the organism in Eukaryota, Fungi, Ascomycota, Eurotiomycetes, Eurotiales, Aspergillaceae. The coding region runs from base 1 to 816 and encodes 271 amino acids. Gene Ontology annotation, cellular component: nucleus; cytoplasm. Gene Ontology annotation, molecular function: protein tag activity. The record is from RefSeq and is a predicted model, not a curated record. The transcript has 4 exons. Gene Ontology annotation, biological process: protein modification process; mRNA splicing, via spliceosome.